AUGGGAACGAGCACCAGCAAUACAUUAGGAAGUGAGUAUCAAGUUUUCUUGAAUUUUAGAGGCGUCAAUACUCGUCGUGGAUUCACCAGCAGCCUCUAUCAUGCCUUGGUAGAUGCUGAGAUUCGUGUUUUCAUCGAUGACAAGGAACUUCGAGCGGGGGAAACAAUUAGUGGCAACCUUUUGCAAGCAAUCGAUGACUCUAAACUUUAUAUACCCAUCUUCUCUAAAAACUAUGCUUCGAGUCACUGGUGCCUCCGUGAGCUUGCAAAGAUUGUGGAGAACACCUCCAACUCUAAAGAAGAUGGGAAGAAGAAGGUCAUAUUACCCAUCUUCUACGAUGUGGAACCUGAUGAUGUGAAGUUAAAAACCGCAUUGUACAGCAAGGCCAUAUCAAAUCUGGAGCAAAAGAUGGAGGAUCAGAAGAAGUUCAGCUCCGAGGAUAUAAAGACGUGGCAGUCGGCUCUCAAAGAAGUUGAUGCCAUCAAGGGAUGGGAGCUGAAAAAAAUUGCAGGCCAUGGGGAUCUUAUCAAGUCAGUCGUUGAUGAGGUUGUGAUCUAUCUCAAGACAAGACAAAGACAAGUGACUGGAGAUUUAGUUGGAACGGACAAUCAAAUAGCAGCCAUAAACUAUUUAUUAGACACAAACUUCGGUGGUGUGCGCUUUCUUGAUGACGUGAGGGAAAGGGCACAAGCCGAGGGUUUACACAAGUUGCAAGCAAAAUUAUUGUCCAAUAUCUCUCGUUCUAUGGGGGAUCAUGUAGUUGAUAACAUUGAUAAUGGGAUCAAUAUGAUUACAGAAAUAAUUUGCAACAAGAAGGUGCUAAUCGUAUUGGAUGAUGUUGCUGAGGCCGACCAGAUCCAAAAACUAAUUGGAAGGGAAUCUUUGUAUCCAGGUACUAGAAUAAUUAUUACUACAAGGGACAAGAGUGUUCUGAAUAAUAGGAGAUCUAAGUAUAAAUUCAAGGAAUAUGAAAUGGUGCGGUUGAGUGAGGAAGAUGCGCUUAAACUUUUUAGUAGGCAUGCCUUCAAUGAGGACUCUCCUCCAAAUGAUUACUACACUCUUUCAAGAAGGAUUGUCUCUACUGCAGAUGGACUACCAUUAGCUCUUCAAGCAAUAGGUUCAUCGCUUUUUCAGAAAAAGAGAAAAACAUGGGAAGAGUGGCUACGGAAGCUAAAGAAAACACUUCAUAAUGAUGUCUCAGCAAAGCUAAAGAUUAGCUAUGAAUCCUUAGAGACUAAUGAAAAAGAGAUAUUCCUUGAUAUUGCAUGUUUUUUAGUUGGUGAGAAUAAGAGUAAUCCAAUGUACAUGUGGAAAGAUUAUCAAGGGAAGCGUACAAGCACUCCGUUUGAAAUCGAGGGAUAUGUUGGUCACUUCGGAGCAAAUUAA
Eucalyptus grandis is the source of this 1386-nucleotide messenger RNA. Its product is annotated as disease resistance protein RUN1-like. The record is from RefSeq and is a predicted model, not a curated record. Bases 1 to 1386 code for a protein of 461 amino acids. NCBI's taxonomy places the organism in Eukaryota, Viridiplantae, Streptophyta, Magnoliopsida, Myrtales, Myrtaceae. The transcript has 4 exons. Gene Ontology annotation, molecular function: ADP binding. Gene Ontology annotation, biological process: defense response; signal transduction.